Molecule: messenger RNA, 3147 nt
Organism: Cydia strobilella
Lineage: Eukaryota; Metazoa; Arthropoda; Insecta; Lepidoptera; Tortricidae
Product: trans-1,2-dihydrobenzene-1,2-diol dehydrogenase-like
Exons: 5
Coding region: 10-1002 (330 amino acids)
Molecular function (GO): nucleotide binding
Source: RefSeq, a predicted model, not a curated record
UUAUUCCAGAUGGGCAAACAGCUCCGUUGGGGUGUGUGCGGCACCGGCAUGAUCGCGCACGAUUUCCUCACUGCCCUCGGGACGUUGCCCGCAGACCAACAUCGGGCUUGCGCCGUCGCCGGCAAGGAACGCGAACGGACACAGAGACUUGCCAGUUUACACCAAACGAGAAUCCAUGAGUCCUAUGAGGCGCUCGCUUCCGAUAACAACAUAGACAUAGUAUUCGUGAGCGUGCUAAACCUCCAACACUACGAAAUAACCAAGCUCAUGCUCGAGCACGGCAAGCACGUGCUCUGCGAGAAACCCAUGGGCAUGACACACAAGCAAACGCAAGAACUCGUCAAAUUAGCGAGGGCCAGAAAACUGUUCCUAUUGGAAGGCAUGUGGUCGAGGUUCUUUCCGGCCUACGAUGCUCUGGAUAAGCACAUAGCUGGGGGAGGCUUGGGAGAUGUGUAUCAUGUCAAUGUGCAGUUCGGGGUCGAGAUCAAUGAUAUUGAGAGGAAUUUAAUGAAAGACCUCGGCGGCGGCGCGGUGCUCGACCUCGGCCUUUACAUGCUCCAACUGGUCCAAUGGAUCUUCAAAACACCGCCUUCAGAUGUCGUGUGUACGGGGCACAAGAGCGGCGCGGGUGUGGACGAGUCUAUGUCGUGUGCGCUUAAGUAUCCCGAUGGGAAGACUGCGAGUAUUGCGGCCCACACGAGGGUCGCUAUGGGAAAUAAAGCUGAGAUUGUUGGCACCAAAGGCUCGGUCACUCUGGACUACUUCUGGUGCCCGACCUCGCUCCACCUCUCGGCCGCCAACAGCACGGAGUGGACGCUCCCGCGGGGCCGCUUCAACUUCCACUUCCACAACAGCGCCGGUCUCUCGUACCAGAUACAGGAGUGUCACGAUUGUAUUACACAAGGUUUACUAGAAAGUUCAAAGUUGCCACUAGAUGAAAGCAUACUCCUGUCAAAGUUGGCUGAUACCAUGCGCAUGCAACUGGGCGUGCUAGAUAAUUAACUAUAACGCAUUUACCCUAGCCCCACCUGCCGUUAUCGGCUCAUUUACCUCUGACAACGAACACUUGCAAUUGUAGUUUAUAAUAAUAUCAUCUCGGACAGCGAAGCGCGCUCAAAUAUCUGUUGUACAAUCUCAAUAUUAUCAUCUUGGACAGCGAAGCGCGCACAAAUAUCUGUUGUACAAUCUCAAUAUUAUCAUCUUGGACAGCGAAGCGCGCACAAAUAUCUGUUGUACAAUCUCAAUAUUAUCAUCUUGGACAGCGAAGCGCGCACAAAUAUCUGUUGUACAGUCUGCAAUAUUAUCACCUCGGACAGCGAAGCGCGCACAAAUAUCUGUUGUACCAUCUCAAUAUUAUCAUCUUCGACAGCGAAGCGCGCACAAAUAUCUGUUGUACAGUCUGCAAUAUUAUCAUCUCGGACAGCGAAGCGCGCACAAAUAUCUGUUGUACAGUCUGCAAUAUUAUCAUCUCGGACAGCGAAGCGCGCACAAAUAUCUGUUGUACAGUCUGCAAUAUUAUCAUCUCGGACAGCGAAGCGCGCACAAAUAUCUGUUGUACAAUCUCAAUAUUAUCAUCUUCGACAGCGAAGCGCGCACAAAUAUCUGUUGUACAGUCUGCAAUAUUAUCACCUCGGACAGCGCGCACAAAAUUCUGACACACAUAAGCACAUGACUAGUUGACUAAAGCUUAUGUUAGACAGGGUGGCCCGAAAAUACGUCAAAUAAUAUUUUCUGGGAUAUUUUUUUUACUUUUACAAAAUGUAAUUAAAAUACUGGUUAAAGUGAAAGGUUUUGAGGUUGUAUUAGGUUGUACGUUUUGUUGUGUAUUGCUAAAUUUGCAAAUGACUACAAUGGAAUAGUGACGUCAUAGAAUAAAAGGAGAAUUGUUAGCCAAUGGAAUUUUAAUGUUAUAACUGCAGAUAUUUAAAAAAUAAAGAAUAUACCAAAAGGGUUUAACCCACCCAGUGCCAGUAGUUAUAUAUUGUGGUGAUUAUUCGUUAUUUUACAGUACAUUGGUGUACGAGUAGUGCAGUAAUUUGCACUUUACGUGCCUAUGUCGAAAAUAUGUAAUAGUACAUUACGAUACAAGUGCGAAAAGUAGGAAAUUCGCAACGUGUGGCGAUAUCGGCACGAGUUGCGAAUUAUCUUUUCGCACGUGUACCUAUUGUACAACGUUUCACAGUACAAUAUGACCCUUUAAAUUUUCGACAUACGCACGUAUUGUGCUAGUUACCGCACUAGGGUGGUAAAUUAACACCAUGUGUACUCUAAAAGGUUGUACGAUACACGUGCGGAUUUUCUACUUUUCGCACUUGUAUCGUAAUGUACUAUUAUUUAUACAUUAGCAUUAAAAUUAAGUAAGUCUUCUGGCGUUGAUUUUGUCUAACAAAUAUAAACAGUCGCAAUAUAACACGCGAAGAAGAUUUACCCCGAAACAGUCCAGUAUACAAAUUAGACAAUAGGUAUUUAUUAUUAAUAAGUUAUUCAUAGGUAUGUACGCAAAUAGUAUAAUAGACAAUGUAUGGUUUUUUUAUUAAAUAAAUAAAGAAAUAAGCAAUGUUGAAUUUGUUGUCAUAUGAAUUAAAAGAUUUCAACCAAUUUUGGCAGAAUCGUAAGGAAUAAAAUGUUUAUACAAAAAGCCGAGUGAAAAAAACUUAAAAUUGUAAACACCUAAAACCAAAAAACAAACGUAAAUAAACGUAGGUAAGCGAUUAAGUCCCGUGUUUGUUUUAAAAUUAUGAGUGGAAAUCGUGUUAGUUUAAAUCAGUAUACCUAAAACCAAGUUAAAAGCAAAUUGUUAGGUUAUAAAUAAUAAUGUGAAAUAACAAUGGUACAAGUUAAUGUGAGAGUGAUAGUAUAAUUAGCAAACAAUCGAUAUGUCGAACUAUUAUAAUCAUUUUAAUGAGAAGCUAGCUUAGCCAUAUUAUACCUACCCACCUUUUAAAUAAUACAUGCAAUAUACGUGGAAAUUAAGCUGCUUAUACUUUUCGGUCCAUUAGACUUUUCCACUAUAUUAGGGGUUGAUACCGUAAUAAAAAUUAUUUAGUAUGACUUACAUUUUACCCUCGCAUAAUAUGACAAAAAAAAUAAUAGGUAUCAUACAGUCUGGCAAAAAAGAGUAGAAAUUAAAAAGUGGCAACACUAGUG